Messenger RNA from Spirometra erinaceieuropaei, 3940 nucleotides. Lineage: Eukaryota; Metazoa; Platyhelminthes; Cestoda; Diphyllobothriidea; Diphyllobothriidae. The record is from the annotation of a GenBank genome assembly.
AUGAUCGCACAACGCUCCAACCCCCUCAGCCAGCCACAGGGCAACAACGACCGUCUGAUGAGCCUCCGCCUGCCUCUCCGGAGAGGCGAAUUUGCUAGUCUUCAGCACCUACGCCCUCUCCCAAUCACCAGCCGUGAUGAGGCGAAAACCAUGUUCCAAGAAGGCCUACAAGUACUCACGGCCACUGUGCCGAAAGUGGACAAUCUUGUUGUCCUUGGCGUCUUCAAUGUCAGCGCGGGACAGAUUGCGUUGCCUGGAGAGAAGUGGUGGGUACUAAACAGAUCAGCGGCAGCAAUGGUAAUGAUCUCAUUUUCCUGGCAACGCGCACAGAACGCGGCCUUCCCCUGACCGACACAUUCCUCCGCAUCACCGACAAUGCCUUCACCGCACACUAACUACAGGAGAAUUGUCAGGAUAUGCGAACCCACCUCUACACCACAUUCACGGAUAUGACUAAGGUCAAUGUGGUGGUGAAUCGCGAGGUACUGUGCAAAAUCAUGCAGAAAUUCGGCCAUCCUGAGCGAUUCACCGCCCCAAUGACUUUAGUCAGAUCCGCGGCCGCAGAUCUAGACAGUUCAACCCAUUCCCUUCGCCAACGACGGAGACCGAAUACCGAAGGUCCAAGAACCACCUCCAUGUCUUGACGGACAGUGUCGAGCCAGGUUUUGAACUGACCCCCUCUUCGACGCCUCCAAUGGGGCAACGGUGCCGGAUCGAGGGCAGUAACACUGAGCUCCUGAGGUGGACGACGAAGAACAUGCCCGAACCACCUCAGUCGUCUUUCUUGGAUGGCCUGAGUUAUCCUCGCGAUGUUGUCGCAGCGAGCGCGGACUAUCUCAUUUGAGACGAAGUCGGUUAACUUCACUCGAAGGAUGAUCCUCAAGCAGUGGUGGUCAAAUACCUCCAGUUUUCGCUCAUCCGCCACACGCAAAGCCCAGCAUUCACAACCGUAGAGAAGGACAGACCGGACAGAUGCACGGUACAAGCGAAUCUUAGUGGCGAUGGAGAGGUCACGUCGGUUCCACAGGCAUUUCCGAAGGCUUGAAAAAACCCAGCGGGCAGCAUCGAUUCGGGAGACAAUGUCGUCCUUACUCUGUCCAUUAGGCAGCAGCCGCGUCCCGAGGUAUUUAAAACUGUCCACUUCUUCAAGUUGACAGCCAUCAAUCCCCAGGGGUGCCUUCUCCUGGUCAGGAAUGCAGCUUGAAAAUACUUUGGUCUUCCCAGCGUUUAUGGACCCUGUAGUUGGUGAGCGAUAAAGGCUCCGAUGCAUGGCCGCCGCCGCCUACUGAUCGAUCACCUUACAGCGCUAUUCGAGGAGGUGUGACGACAAGGACAGGUACCUCAAGACUUCAACCAUGUGACCAUCGCCCACGUUAAUCAGCCUAAAGGGAGCCAGAGACUCUGCGAUAACCACUGAGGGAUCUCGUUACGCAACAUCACCCGCCUGCUCCUCCAUCAUAUCUCGAGCAGGAACCACUGGCUGGAAGUUAAUGUUGUCCCGAAGACACUGCGGGAUAACCAACAAUGUCUUCACCCCUCACCAACUACAGGUGAAGUGCCAGGAUAUGCGAACCCACCUAUACACCGCCUUCGCGGAUCUGAAGAAAGCCUUUGAGGACGUGAGUCGCGAGGCACAGACCAAAAGCAUGCAGACAUGUGGGUGAUUCAUCGACGCCCUGCUAAGGCCACUGCAACCGCGAUGGAGUGGUCCACUGUUGAGAAUUAACGGCCCUAGCCUAGUAAAACAUAUCUUCCACAGCAAUGUUGCCAUGGGUGCUCGCCGAACAAGAGGACAAGGAAAGACACUUGGAAGCGACUGCAGAUCAACCCCGAGACCUGGUAGGACCUCCCCCUCAGAACAGGUCAGCCUGAAGCAGAGAAGUGAAGACCGACGCAGGCAUCGCCGCCACAAAAGAGAAACGGACUGCCAUAAAUCACUGCAGAUUCGGCCAUGUGACCACGCCUUUCCCCAUCGACGGAUGUACCCCUCGAAAUUCCCAAAUCUCUGGCAUAUUUCACAUAAGUGGAAAGUGUGGUUUUCGGCCAUCUUCUGUGUAUGCCUUAUCUGCUGCGUGUGAGGUCACAAUGUCCUAUUCGUCCCGUCCGAGUGAAAUCCCUGUGCUCACGUCAGCGGGUGCUGGCAACAGCCGAGACGGUAGCCAUUCGUACAACCCUUUGUUGUCGGAAGACGUUGGUGCACGCCAUGCGUCUUCCGUAGCCAACUCGAGGUGUUGAUCGCACGGCGCCCCAGCCCCCUCAUUAUGGGAGUGUGCGCACCGCGUAUUUAACUAACGGACACUACCCAGUCCCCCCCCCGCCCCCCUUCUUAAUGACUUAUCAGGGUCCUUCCACGCAUUCAAGUUGCAGUAUUUUCGCAAUGUUCCCCCCCCCCCAAACUUCUAUUAGCUGUCUACGAUACCCUUGUUUGGAACACACUUUAAGAACAAAUAUGCAAUAAUGGAAUGUCUUUAAUGGCAAUAUGUUCCGCAAUGUCGGAUAAAAAGUGAGAUUCGUUUCGGGGCGGAUGCCCCACGACUGUCAUGAGUCGGACUCCGAGUUGAAUGGUAUGGACAGAGCAUAUCCUUAACGGUGCUUGUAAAUCUCGAUAUUUUGCAGUUACACUGGCUCGUCUUGGCCGGGGUAAUGCAUUGCCGCGUUACGUACUGUUGGAAAGGCAUGACAGGGUCUGGCGUUCGUAACUCAGGACGACGCCGUUAGCGUACGGUGGGUAGUAGAUAAAUUUAGGGAGAAGAUGGGGUCUGCUACUGAUAACUUACGCACAGUGUUUAUAGACAAGGAUGCAAAAGAACUGAAGGCUUGGAGGGAGGUUUUUCCUGGAACUCAGGUAGCCGUCCUUAUUUGCACAUUUCAUGUGCUCCAGGCCUUCAAGAGAAAGGUCAGAAGCGUGUAUAAAGACGUAAGGUCUGAGCAUGCUUUUGACCUUUUUCGUAGGGCUGUGUAUGCAUCCACCUUUAAGUUUUUUAAAUUACAUUUCAAUAGCUUUAGGCAAUGUUUCCCCGAGCUCUGGCCGUAUAUUGUGGUCAACUGGUGGCGGUGCAGACGCCGGUGGGCCCAUUACGCUCGGCGUAGUCUUUUGACGUACGGCGACAACACCACAAAUAAGAUUGAGAGUCUUAAUCGAGUCUUAAAGCAGUGGUGUAGACCGUACAUGUCUCUCACCGACUGUGUUAAUAGUAUAGUUUGCUUUUUAGAUUCAAAGGCCGUAGAUAACGAGCGGCUUGAUGCCGAUGAGUACUGCCGCCGCAGGCACUACAACGGACUAACCCCGCGUGUCAGCAAACUAUGUCAAAUGCUGACUGGGUAUGCUGCAGAAGUCCUGCUGAAGCACGUGUCCGCAAACGGCAAUGUAAAGCUUUGUAGUGAGGCUGUUGACACGUGCAGCUGUCGGUUCCAUCGGAACUGGCAGCUGCCGUGUGUACACAUAAUCAACUACAUUGAACAGAACAAUAUUGAGCCAUGCCGAGCUCUUUUAAAGAGUAGAUGGGUCUUUCGGCUAGAUGUCUCUGAGAUGCGCGUCACUGACGAGAAUGUUGAUCCGGAGGCCGUAACGUCCUUCCAGGCUGACAUUCUCGUCAGCAAAGGGCGAGGGCCGUUUACUGAGGACUACAAGUACAGAGUAGCCAUGCGACACGUACAGCCUAUUGUGGAGAAGUUAAAGAGUUGUGGUAGUCGACGCUUCGAGGAGUUGUUGCGGGAAGUUGAUGAGUUCGCCAACUGGAUCAUGAAUGCCCCCUCUGGUGGUCUACAUGGGUCGCUUGUCGACCUCCCUCCACAACCGAACGCGGAUGAAAUGGGGGAUGACACGAGCGACGAAGUCGUUCGUUGUCAGGUGAGAGAGGAGGGCGAUGUGCUAAUCGCGCAGUGGGGCUCAAACCAAGACCCUUCUGUACGUGCUCCGCGUACUGAAGCAGUGGUGUAG